AGUACAAAUCAGAAGUCUGGCGAGGAUCUGGGGAAGAUGUCAAAUUAAGGUACAAAAGUUCAGCUGGGGACUGGGGACAUGUUUUGUAAUUGGAUGUGUAGGUAGAUUUCAAUAAGUGUGACAGUCAAUUGGUAGUGAUUAACUUUAACUUGCACGUAAACACCCAUACAUAUACAACUGACUAGGUACAGUUCCUCCCUGCAGGAUUCAGUCAUAGCCAUGAACUACAAUGAACUACACAUACUGCCAGCCGUUGCCUGGUAACACAGGAAAACACAGCAGAGCUUAACAGGCCCCCACAACACAGAGCAAAGCAGCCAGUCACUCAGUCUAUCUGUACUAACACCAUAGUUAAACAUGAGCGCCUGAGUGCCCUUCAGCCAGAGUAAAGUAUAGAGCCCGCCGCACCUCCUGGGUUUUACUUACACGGUUCUACUGUGUCUUUAAUGUAUAAUUCACAGGAGAGGGAGGUGGAGAGAUCCUUGACUGAAACAAAGACAAUGUUGGCUGUAACCUGGGGAGCAUUCCUGUGUUGUAGCUGAGUUGUGGAGACUACUAGCACCUCCUCCGGCUAGAGUUCUCCCUGGCUGUAUCAAGGCUGGUUUAGGCUGGAGGGAGCAAAGAAACUCUAAUGCUGGACUAGAUAUUCUAUCGCCCAUACUGUUUCCUCCAGCUUCAUGGCCAAGGGGAAGAAGUCUGGUGAGCCCAAGGGCAAGAAGAUCACCCUGAAGAUGGCCAAAAACGCCCUGAGGCUAACUGUGGAUGGCAAAAGACGCCUAGACCUCAGCAACAUGGAGAUCGCCACCUUCCCUAAGUGCAUCCUCAAGCUGGCUGACGUGGACGAGCUUGACCUCAGCCGCAACAUGCUGAGGAAGAUCCCUGACUCCAUACACGAGUUUGUCAAUAUCCGCAUGCUCGACUUGCACAGCAACCAGCUGGAGAACCUCCCUGCAGCCAUCGGCCGGCUCCAGAACCUGGUGAGCCUAAACCUGUGUAACAACCGACUGACUGACGUCGGCCUCCCCAGUGAGGUGUUUCUCCUGAGAAAGCUGCACAGCCUCAACCUGGGCAUGAACUUCCUGGACACCGUCCCAUCCUCCAUUGGUGCCCUCAAGGAGCUGCGCCACCUUGGCAUCUUCAACAACAACCUGACCCGGUUGCCCGAGAGCCUCCACUCACUGCCAAACCUUGAGAGCCUCAACGCCAGGUGUAAUCCCAUCCCCUCAGACGACAAGCCGCCCCUAGACCCCAUCCAGAGAGUGGAGUGCCUCUACCUGGUGUCGGAGAGCUGCCUCUGCGAGCCCUGCCUCAGGAGGCUAAAGGAGGAGAGGCAGAGGAUGGACGGCAGGAUUGAUGAUGCCCCCGCCAAAAAGAGGUCCAUGUUCACAGGGCUUGUCACGCCCAACUCCGUAGCCCAGGACGAGCAAGCCACCUGGAGGUGAUGGCUGAUUGGUGCAUGUCUUUGUGAUGUCAUCAUCAAGGAACAAAAAGGAUACUUUUUGGUGGAGAGGAAUAUUAUUGUCCUAUGUGCUCUGAUAACAAUGUGCAUUUCAAUGUAAAAAAAAAAGGUAAUUGACACUGGAACUGGAAUUUCUUUUCAGAUCCAUCUAUCAUGUUUCUCUAACAAUAAACA
Hypomesus transpacificus is the source of this 1633-nucleotide messenger RNA. RefSeq names its product leucine rich repeat containing 18b (gene lrrc18b). NCBI's taxonomy places the organism in Eukaryota, Metazoa, Chordata, Actinopteri, Osmeriformes, Osmeridae. Bases 678 to 1442 code for a protein of 254 amino acids. The record is from RefSeq and is a predicted model, not a curated record. Gene Ontology annotation, molecular function: protein binding. The transcript is spliced from 3 exons.